Molecule: messenger RNA, 1899 nt
Organism: Dipodomys ordii (Ord's kangaroo rat)
Lineage: Eukaryota; Metazoa; Chordata; Mammalia; Rodentia; Heteromyidae
Gene: Proser3
Product: proline and serine rich 3
Exons: 10
Source: RefSeq, a predicted model, not a curated record
UGCGCGAGGUGUCUGUCGGGUGAACGAACUAAGCAGGGUCCAGCCAUCAAGUAGCUGCGGGAUGGACCGCAGUUUCUCAGUUCUUUCUACCCAAGACAGCCCCUUUGGAGAUACUCUGGGUCAAAGCCAUUACUGGCCAUCCAAAAGCCAGACCUGGUGUCCCAAGCCCUUAAGCCCAUCCAGGUCUCAGAGAUCCAGUCUCCCACAGGCUCCCAAAGCUGCAAGCGAUUCCUCUGAGCUGUUAGAGGACUCCUGGCCAUCUAGUUCAGCGACCCCAUCCCCACCCAGCACUAAUGAUGGACAGAUGGGCACCUUGCCACCCACCCUGAUGGACAGCGAGGACUCUGUGGUGGCCAAGUAAAUAUCAGAAAGCCUCAACACUUGGAAGUCAUCCCUGCUGGACCUGGAGACACUGAGCCUACAAAGCAGAGCAGCCAGACUGCUCAAACGCAGCAAGGCCUCCAUCUCCUCCUCCUUCAGCCCCAGUGAAGCCAGCAGCUCCUCCUUCCCUGUCAGCUCCGAUGGCUUCCCUCCUCUCCCCAUGACUUUCACCCCUGACUCCAGCAAGGACUCUGGCCCCAAAGCACCUGCAACACCAGCUCCAGCCGCUGCCUCAGCCACCGCCUCUCCCUCCUCCUCCCGGGCACCCCUGCGACCUGAGGAUGACAUUUUGUAUCAGUGGAGGCAACGUCGGAAACGCGAACAGGCUCAAGGAGGCCAGGGCGAUGGAACAUGGGUGCAGCCCCAGCCCGCAGCCCCUACCGCUCUGGCCUCUCCUGCCCCUCAGACCUCCUUUAAUUCUGUGGGGACCCAGUCCAGCUGUGCUCCACCGUGGGCCAGUCUGGCUCAGGCUGGUCCCCCUGAGACCUAUAUAGAGAGACCUUUUGUGCCACCCGGGGCCUCUCCACACGUCCUCUGGGCCUCCAGCCCCCAUGGCUUCAUCUGGGCCCCACAGCCCAGUUCUUGGCCCUCCAUCCGUGGGCCCCCUGCUACCCACCAGGGCCCUCAUACCCCAGAACAAAGCAGCCCUGCUCAGCCCCAGAAGCUGAGUCCCGAGCCUUUGAGGACCAGAGCUCCCCGUCAAGAGGCUGCUGGGGGCAUCAAGACAACGGAUGAGGGACCUGGCCCGCAGCUCAGGGGGGCCCUGGGCCAGGUAGUGACCGCUCGGCUGUUCCCCAACAGCCCGGGGGAGGACACGCCUCCAUCGAAGGCCGAAUCUGUGAUUCGCAAGACUAGACCUUCCCAAGCCAAAGUCAAGCCCCCUGGACAAGAGGCCACGCCCUCUCCGCUUGACUCCCGAGCCAGAUCAGAGGGGGAUGCCCAGAGAGCCAAGGCCACGCCCCCCUGCGGAGGGCCGGAGCUCCGGGCAGGUAAAGCCACGCCCUCAGCGGAAGCUGCGGACCAGCCUGCCCCGACCUCCGCGGAGGCCUUCAAGGCGGGGACUCGGGGACCCGUUGCCACGCCUCCCGGUGGCCACACCCCCUCGGAGGAGUUACUAUUACAGGCCGCCCAACUUUUGCAGGCUGCAGAAGACUCCGACGGCAGCGAGUUUCAGGAGGACCCUGUGCUGCAAGUGCUGAGAGCUCAGAGGGCAGAGCUGCGACAGCAGAAAAGGAAAGUGGAAGCUCAAAUAUCCCUCCUGGUGUGCCACACUGAAGACCCAAGGCCUUGGUCUCCUCCAGCCAUAUCACCAAGAAGGAGGUCCCCAAGGAGGCUGCGGAGGGAAGGAGCCUCCUUCGAGGCCAGACGACUUUGAAUUGUAUAUAUUCUCUUUUGCCCAAUGAAACAUUUUUUUCUCAAGUCAAUCUCUAAGAAAUGGAUUUUGUGGAAAGGCCCAAGGGUUGUGCUAGCUUAAGGAAUUGUGUUGAUGCUGUCACCUCCUUUUCUUCCUAUUCCUUU